Molecule: messenger RNA, 6119 nt
Organism: Hipposideros armiger (great roundleaf bat)
Lineage: Eukaryota; Metazoa; Chordata; Mammalia; Chiroptera; Hipposideridae
Gene: PDCD6IP
Product: programmed cell death 6 interacting protein
Exons: 18
Coding region: 154-2763 (869 amino acids)
Biological process (GO): mitotic cytokinesis
Cellular component (GO): endosome
Molecular function (GO): protein binding
Source: RefSeq, a predicted model, not a curated record
GAGGCUCCCGGAAGUGGCCGGACCCGAAUCGCAGGCCGAGCGCACGUCCGUCGGCCGGUGGGUCCGCCAGUCUGCCAGCCCGGUGUCCCGCGCUCCUCCGCCUCGUCGCUGUCCCGCAGUUUAUUUGGCCGGAAGGCGAUCGAGGUGCUCGCCAUGGCGACGUUCAUCUCGGUACAGCUGAAAAAGACCUCGGAGGUGGACCUGGCCAAGCCGCUGGUGAAGUUCAUCCAGCAGACGUACCCAAGCCCCGGGGAGGAGCAGGCCCAGUACUGCCGCGCGGCGGAGGAGCUCAGCAAGCUGCGCCGCGCCGCGCUCGGCCGCCCGCUGGACAAGCACGAGGGCGCGCUGGAGACGCUCCUGAGAUACUAUGAUCAGAUCUGUGCCAUUGAACCUAAGUUCCCGUUUUCUGAAAAUCAGAUCUGCUUGACAUUUACCUGGAAGGAUGCUUUUGAUAAAGGUUCACUUUUUGGAGGAUCUGUAAAGUUGGCUCUUGCAAGCUUAGGAUAUGAAAAGAGCUGUGUGUUGUUCAAUUGUGCAGCCUUAGCUAGCCAGAUUGCAGCAGAACAGAACCUGGAUAAUGAUGAAGGAUUGAAAAUCGCUGCUAAGCAUUACCAGUUUGCUAGUGGUGCCUUUUUACAUAUUAAAGAGACGGUUUUAUCUGCCUUAAAUCGAGAACCUACGGUGGACAUAUCUCCAGAUACUGUUGGGACCCUCAGUCUUAUUAUGCUGGCACAGGCCCAAGAAGUAUUUUUUUUAAAAGCCACAAGAGAUAAAAUGAAAGAUGCCAUCAUAGCUAAAUUGGCCAAUCAGGCUGCAGAUUAUUUUGGUGAUGCUUUCAAACAGUGUCAGUAUAAAGAUACUCUCCCCAAGUAUUUUUAUUUCCAGGAGGUGUUCCCUGUCUUGGCUGCCAAGCACUGUAUCAUGCAGGCCAAUGCUGAGUACCACCAGUCUAUCCUGGCAAAACAGCAGAAGAAAUUUGGAGAAGAGAUUGCAAGAUUACAGCACGCAGCAGAAUUGAUUAAAACAGUGGCAUCUCGCUAUGACGAAUAUGUCAAUGUGAAGGAUUUCUCUGACAAAAUCAACCGUGCCCUUACUGCAGCAAAGAAGGAUAAUGACUUCAUAUAUCAUGAUCGAGUUCCAGACCUCAAAGAUCUAGACCCUAUUGGCAAAGCCACGCUUGUGAAAUCUACCCCAGUCAAUGUACCCAUCAGCCAAAAAUUCACUGAUCUGUUUGAGAAGAUGGUUCCUGUGUCCGUGCAGCAGUCUUUGGCUGCCUAUAAUCAGAGGAAAGCUGAUUUAGUUAACAGAUCAAUUGCUCAAAUGAAAGAAGCCACCACUUUGGCAAAUGGGGUGUUAGCUUCCCUUAACCUUCCAGCAGCAAUUGAAGAUGUAUCUGGAGAUACCGUACCUAAGUCUAUAUUGACUAAGUCCUCAUCUGUGAUUAAACAGGGAGGCAUCCAGACAGUUGAUCAGUUGAUCAAAGAACUACCUGAACUACUACAAAGAAAUAGAGAAAUCCUAGAUGAGUCAUUAAGGUUGCUGGAUGAAGAAGAAGCAACUGACAAUGAUUUAAGAGCAAAAUUCAAGGAACGCUGGCAAAGGACACCAUCCAAUGACCUCUACAAGCCUUUAAGAGCAGAGGGAACCAACUUCAGAGCAGUUCUGGACAAAGCUGUGCUGGCAGAUGGACAAGUGAAAGAACGUUACCAGUCUCACCGUGACACCAUUGCACUCCUGUGUAAGCCAGAACCCGAGCUGAAUGCUGCCAUCCCUUCCGCUAACCCAGCAAAAACCAUGCAGGGCAGCGAGGUUGUAAAUGUCUUAAAAUCCUUAUUGACAAAUCUUGAUGAAGUAAAGAAGGAAAGAGAGGGUCUGGAGAAUGACCUGAAAUCAGUGAAUUUUGACAUGACAAGCAAAUUUUUGACGGCUUUGGCUCAAGAUGGCGUGAUAAAUGAAGAAGCGCUUUCUGUUACUGAACUGGAUCGCGUCUAUGGAGGUUUUACAACUAAAGUCCAAGAAUCUUUAAAGAAACAGGAAGGACUUCUUAAAAAUAUUCAGGUCUCACACCAGGAGUUUUCUAAAAUGAAACAAUCUAACAAUGAAGCUAACUUAAGAGAAGAAGUUUUGAAGAAUUUAGCUACUGCCUACGACAACUUUGUUGAACUUGUAGCUAAUUUGAAGGAGGGCACAAAGUUUUACAAUGAGCUGACGGAAAUCCUGCUCAGGUUCCAGAACAAAUGCAGUGAUAUAGUGUUUGCACGGAAGACAGAAAGAGAUGAACUCUUAAAGGACUUGCAACAAAGCAUUGCCAGAGAACCCAGUGCUCCUUCAAUUCCUACACCUGCAUAUCAGUCCUCUCCAGCAGGGGGACAGGCUCCCACCCCUCCAACUCCAGCACCAAGAACUGUGACGCCUGUUAAGCCCCAGCCUCCAGCCCGGCCCCCACCUCCUGUGCUUCCAGCAAAUCGAGCCCCUUCUGCUACAGCUCCAGCUCCAGCGGGUGCUGGCACCGCUGCACCAACUCCGGGUUCAGCUCCUCUUCCACAGGCCCAGGGACCCCCCUACCCCACCUAUCCAGGAUAUCCCGGGUACUGCCAAAUGCCCUUGCCCAUGGCCUAUAAUCCUUAUGCAUACGGCCAGUAUAACAUGCCAUUCUCGCCAGUGUACCACCAGAGCCCUGGACAGCCUCCGUAUCCAGGACCCCAGCAGCCUUCCUACCCCUUUCCUCAGCCCCCACAGCAGCCCUACUACCCACAGCAGUAAUGUCAGUUCAAGCUCAGCUGGUUCAGUUCAAAGGGAAAGAAAUACCAAUCCUGCAAUAAGUGUACUAAACUCUACGCUCUGGUUAAUAUAAACGUACUCUACUGUACUGAUUGCGUAUAAUUUUUGUCUGCGGCUAAAAGCUAAAGCUGUGCCCUGGUUUCACAUUUGAUUGCACAUGUGAGGUUUGCUGCUGUUGCAGUAUAAACACUAAGUGUAAUAGGAUUUGAAAUAAAUUAUAUUACAGUUCAUAAAAGUCGAAAAUGAGAAACUAAACCCACAAGUGAAACGUUUGAAAUGAUUAUCCUUAUGUCUACAUAAGAUGUGAUUGGGACAUCAGAUACUUAUAAUGAUGGUUUAAGUACUGAUACUCAAGGAAACUAAGUUUUCUUUCUCUCUUGGUUUAUUAAUUUGGUUUAAUUUCCAUUAUGCUAUUUUGCAUAAUCAAAGCAUUGUAAUCUUAUAAUUUAAAAAUAAAUUUCUUAAGAACAGUUGUUAUCGUUAUGUUUUGUCAUUGAUUCUCAUUACUGUCUAAUUUCUUUCUGGUAUUAGUCUCAUUUUAUAUGUACAUGAGCUAAACAGAUACUGUGUUUAAGUGCAUGAUGAGUACAAAUUAAUAGAUUCAAGUACAUUUUAUGGGAAAACCAAAAGAAUAGUAUCAUAAUAUAUCUUUCAUAUGCUGAUUAGUAAAUUAAUUUUGACAUUUAUUUUGAAAAGUCCUAUAAUGUGGAAGAAACACAAUUGCUACCAAAGAUUCUUCAAAUAAACAUGUAUAUUUAAUGUUUUGUUAGCAUCUCCAAGAAAUUGGUACCGAUUCUGAUAAUUUUUUUCGUAAUCUGGUUAAAUUAUAUCAUUGACAGUACUGUCUAAUAUAAUGGGAUUGUUUAAAGAAAAUUUACUGUACCCUCCUAUUCCUCUUUUCCACCUGACUGUCUUAAUUUAGUCACAUUUAAUGCGCAAUGUAUAUGUAGAUUUACAAAUGUAGAUUUAAGCUCUUUCAUUUUUAUGCUCCGAAAGAUUGGACUGUUCUAUAAUUCAGGGAGCACACCAAACAGUUGUUGGGAGCAUAUGCCAGUUCUGGACGAGGCUGUGUAUUUAAUAUUAAUCUCUGCUGUUAGGAUAACUAAUCGCUGUAUAAACCUCAGUAAAAAACAGUGAGACAUGCUUCAUGGAAUGAGGAAAUGAGAAAGGAGUGAGCUGUCUGCUAGCACAGUGGGAUCUGUUUUGUAAUAGGUUCAUUUUUGAACACAUCAGGCAUAGAAGCAAUUUUCCAAUGAAUCGGUUUAUGUUUAUUUUCUGAGUUUUAAUGCUGACCUUUCCUUGCAUUAUUGUUUCAUUUAAAUGAUGCUAUCACUUGGUCCACUGUUGUUUUCGUUGACAGUUUGGGUUUAUAUUUUAAAUGUUGGACUGAAGGUAUGAUUGUAAAAGGGAGUGAAUUGGUUUAAAAAUAUAUGUAUAUUAAAAAAAAAUCUUACUUUGUUGUAUGUAGAAAACAUGAAGGCAUGUUACUGCAAUAUAAAUGAACUUUACAUGGAAUAUUAAAAUUGGUUUAAAGUCCAGUAGUUAAAACCUUGGCAAAAAAUAGUUUUUACAUAUCAUAGCUAAGUUUUAUUAAUGUGGAAUCAUCGAAGUAUGACGUGGGCUUGUUUGACUCAUGUAAAUGACAUUUAAGUUCUACGUUCUUAUUACUCAAGGUGGUAUCAUAUACUAUAACGUAAGAUACUCAGCGAGAGGGGUAUUCUAAAUUGCUAGUUUAUAAUUCUUACUAAAUGCAGAAAAAAAAGAAAAACAAAAUGGGCCUGAAUAUUCUCUUGGGGAAAGACAGCACUAAAGGAAGGAGUAAGUGAAUCAGAGGGCUGGCCGGAAGAGAAGUGCUGAGGCCAUGCAGCCCGUUCCCUGUGCUAAGCUAGGUCCGCUGCCAGAGGGCGCUGCGAGGUCAUUCAGAAACUAGGAAAGGAGGCUCCACAGCCUCUUCCAUUGUGUCUUGACUCGCUCAACUCGGUCAGCAAAGCCUUUUUAUGCAGCAGCCUAGACCCAUUCCCUCUUGUCCAUUCACUCAUCCUGUACACAACUGAGGAUACUUUCUUUUAGUCACCUGUUUAGUUACAGAUGACCAAGUGUCUGCAGCCCUUCACUGCUGCGUCUGUCUUUAUAGGCCUAUCUAGUUUCAUUAUGGGGGCUCAUGGAAAGAAGUUUCUCAUGUCCAUUUUGCAUUCUAGCAAACGAAGCCCUCAUUGGGAUUGUUAUUGUUACCAAACUUUUUCAUCCUUUGCUUAGCUUCCUAUAUUCUGCAAAAUACCCUAAAAAGUUGUUCUGGAUAAUGCUAUUGUUUUAGACGUAGGAGAGUGGCACUCUGGUUCAGUAGUUGUACUUAUGAUUAUAAGUAGACUUUUUGAUUAUCUUACCUAAAGAAACCAUUCCCAGACCAUUUAAGUUUGACUGUGGAAUACUUUUUUAAGAUGGAUUAUACUUCAGGUAAUGAAACUGUAUAGAGGAGCUACUCAGAAGUGCAGUAAACACUAACUUCUCUUGUUUCUUGUUCCUAGUUGGAGAUGGAUGGCCCGACUUCUCAGUCUGGUAUAAAGCGUUGGGGCUACUCCUGUGCUCCUUGGUCUUGAUUCUCAAUUAAGAAAAAUAGUCACAUAUAAGUGCAAACCAGUCUUUGCGGGAUAGCCACGUGCCCGUACCCCCAGCUUCUUUGCAGUUUAUCAUCUCCCCCUCCCCAAAUCUAAAUAGUUACAGAAAGAACAAGAUUUCACAGCCUUCUGUUCCUGACAUUCUUUCUCAGCCACCUUUCUAGUCUAAAUUAGAUUUUAAAAAAUGUUUCCCAUUAGAGCUUUACAGUUUGCAAAAGUGCUUUUUUGUACAAUGCAAUUUGUUAAGUAGGCUUCAAUUUGCUAAUGGGGAUUAUUUUUUUUUAAUGAUCAUUACAUCUUGAAGAAUCUUGCUACAACCUAGUGGUAUCUCUCUUUUUUUUAAAUACUGCAAUUAGUUGCUUCACAGAACAGGAUACAAAGUAGGAAAAAACAACAACAAUGCUAUAGCAUUAUAAUUAUUAGUUUAGAAGUAGACUUUAGAACUAAAUGGUGAUUAUAAGAUUUUCAUGGAAGAACAAAGAAGGAAAAUUAUAUUUUUAAAGAAAAGAGAAUAUUCAGGCUUUAUUUCUGGUAUGAAGUUUAUAUUUUUAAAAAAAUCCUAUAUUAUCACACCAGAGAUUUUAGAGUCUUUUCUGGUUACAAACAUUGCUGGUAGUUGGAUUAUAUUUUUAUUGUAUUCAUUUAUCUUAGGGGGAAAAUUGUAAAGAAACAAAAAGGUUCCAGAUGAAUGUAUCCUAGAAAUAAAAGUUGAAAGAUUCUUAC